This is a messenger RNA of Chelonoidis abingdonii (Abingdon island giant tortoise), 1845 nucleotides long. RefSeq names its product vitelline membrane outer layer protein 1 homolog. The record is from RefSeq and is a predicted model, not a curated record. Lineage: Eukaryota; Metazoa; Chordata; Testudines; Testudinidae.
UAACCAUACACAGAGUUCAUAAUAUCAAAUAGCAUUCAUAAUCUGUGCAUAGAUUGCCAUAUCAUCACAGGUGCCUCCUGAGACAAAACUCCUAUUGACUUCAAUGGAAGUUAUGUUGAAGGACAAUGGGAUUUUACUGUGCACUGAUAUAUUUCAUUCAGGGCAGAACCUGAGGGCUGCAGACUUUCCAAAUUUAAUUUAAGAACACGAGCCAGUAAAUUACCAUUGCAAAACACAUUGUUUAUUCUGCUUUCCCAUGUGACAAUCUUGAACACGUUUGUUAUUUUAAUCAAAUUGGCAGAGAUGAAAUGGGGUAUAAAGGACAGAGUGCAGAAACUAGUGCUGUGGCUCACACUACUUCAUCCAGCUGUUAUAAAAUGCAGGCCAUUCCUGUUCUCCUAUUGGUUGGCUUAGCCUAUGUCUCCCCAGUCUUUGGUAAAAGAGAAAUCAGCGCUAAUGGCACUUUCUCCAACAGACAGUAUUACAGCUCAAUAAAUGUCAGUAAUGGAGGACCUUGGGGCACUUGGACAUGGAUUGAUAUGUGCCCAGAACAUUUCUAUGCUAUGGGAUAUAGUGUAAAGAUGGAGGAGUAUGGAGGAGCUAGUGAUGACACUGCACUAAAUGGGAUCCGUUUAUUUUGCAUAAAAAUCAACAGUACGAGUAGUGCUGUCUAUACUAUCGAAUCUGAUUCUGGAACGUUUGGGCAAUGGUCAGGAAUCACUUGGUGUCCAACAGGGUUCCUAACAGCCUUUCAGCUGAAAGUUGAAGUUCCAGAAGGAAUUUUAGAUGAUACAGCUGCUAACAAUAUCAAAUUCCGCUGUAGCAGUGGUACUAUCAUAGAAGGAACAGGUGGUAGCUUUGGUGAUUAUGGUGGAUGGAGUAAUGCCUGCACAAGAGUUGGAAUCUGUGGCAUUGAAACCAAACAGGACCAAUACCAUAAUGUUUUUGUCGAUGACACAGCACUCAAUGAUGUUCGUUUCUUCUGUUGUGACUGAUUUCUAUUGUUGAAUGUUAUUUUCUGGGAUUUCCCAAAGGCUGACACCUGGCUUGUUCUGAGCAGAACAUUUGUUAUUUUCAGCCUUGUGCCAAGCCCCACUGCGAAGUCAAUUAGCUCUAAAUCUUAGUAAAAGUAACAUUCUCUGUCUCUUUUUAAAAAGUCAGCAAUAAAUUAGGUUUUAAUAGCGAUGUGCUGCUCCCUUAAUGACUGUAUGAAAGCUGUGACUGAUUGAUCUGGAAAUGAAUUGUGAGCCAAUCUAAAGGAAAGCCAGGUAAUUAGGAAAAGACUCCAUCCUGCAAUCACCUCUCUGUCUUGCUAAGCUUCUCCUCCUCCUAUUUUGGAAGCACCUGAAGGUUUCAGCCCUAUUUAAUUUCAUUCCUAAUUUAAGGACUCCAGAUAAAGUGUUCAUGCAAGUCAGACUGUCUGACACAGGGAGCCUGACACUAUAUUCCUCAUAUUAUAAUAAUUGCUGUUAACUUCAGUGGGAGACUUGAGGUCAGAAAGGAUGCAUGAUCACACUCCCAGUAAAAGAACCUUGCUGAGUUACUUUUGAGGAUCAUCUACGAGACCCAUGGUGAGUAAGGGACUAUAGGAAUCCUCUUGUGUAGAGUCAACAAUGUCAACACUCUUAUUCUUUAAAGUAGCUAGCAGCAGAUGCAGGAAAAGGAAGCAGACACCAAUAUGUUCUUCUUAUGUAGCUAUAAAGUCUUGUGCAGCUAAAGUCCUUUCAUUUUCUGCUGUCACCUGGAAGUUUUACAACUUGAGUGAUACUUUGCUUUAGUAUAUUAAUUCAUCUCAAUGUUUUAUUAGCCAAAAUUGAAUGUCUCUGAUAAAUUACAUGUCAAAAU